Messenger RNA from Tripterygium wilfordii, 2016 nucleotides. RefSeq lists its product as uncharacterized. Gene Ontology annotation, molecular function: nucleic acid binding; RNA-DNA hybrid ribonuclease activity. Bases 1 to 2016 code for a protein of 671 amino acids. The transcript has 6 exons. Lineage: Eukaryota; Viridiplantae; Streptophyta; Magnoliopsida; Celastrales; Celastraceae. The record is from RefSeq and is a predicted model, not a curated record.
AUGGUGGAUUUUACUGUUUAUCGAGCUACCGUGUUUGUCUUGAUCUGCUUACUUAAGGGACAAGUUAUGCACCAACUAAAAAGUAGAUCAAAAGGGAAGCAGUAUUUUUUGGCUUUCAAAUCAGAUAUGAGUAAAGCCUAUGAUCGUGUCGAAUGGGUGUUUCUAAAAGCUUUAAUGGUGGUCAUGAAUGGGUCUCCGCGUGGGUGCCUAAUGCCGGGCAGGGGAAUCCGCCAGGGUGAUCCCCUUUCGCCUUAUCUUUUUAUUCUUUGUGUUGAGUGCCUAUCUGGUAUGCUUCAACAAGCUGUAACUUCUAAUCUAGUCCAGGGAUUUCAAGUGGCUAGGGGUGGCCCAUCAAUCUCCCAUUUGUUCUUUGCGGAUGACAGCCUUUUCUUCUCUUCGGGCCAGCAAGUGAAUCCAGAAAAAUCAAAUAUUUUCUUCAACCCAAAUACUCCAGAGGCAAGGCGGGUAGAGGUGUCCCAAUGGCUUGGUAUUGCCAACUCCAUUCAGCACCAAAAAUACUUGGGCCUUCCUGCCUUUAUAGGGCGUUCUAAGAAAGAGAUUUUCAAGAUUCUCCGUUCUAGGAUUCUGGCUCGUAUCAAAGGGUGGAAGGAAAAAUAUCUUUCUAAAGGUGGUAAGGAGAUUCUUUUAAAAGCAGUAGCGCAAGCAAUCCCUGCGUAUGCUAUGUCUUGUUUCAGGAUUCCUAGCUCAGUUUGCAAAGAGAUUUCUCAGUUGAUGGCCAGAUUUUGGUGGGGCAAUGGUGAGGUCAAGCGUGGUAUCAAUUGGCUUAACUUGGAGCGAAUUUGUUGUCCUAAAAAUCUUGGAGGCUUGGGUUUUCGGAAUAUGGACUCAUUCAAUCAAGCCCUUCUUGCUAAACAAGGAUGGCGCCUUCAGACUGAUCCUCAUUCUUUAUUUCCAAAAGUGUACAAGACAAGGGGAAUUCGUUGGCGAAUAGGUGAUGGGUCUAGCGUGAGAGUGGGUCUUGAUACUUGGCUGCCAAGGCCUGUUACUUUUAAACCUAUUUCUUGGCUUCCUGAUGAUAUAAUCAAAGGUGCUCCUGUGGCCUCUCUUAUUAAUCAAGCCACUCAUUCGUGGGAUAUAGACCGAGUUCAAAAUAGCUUCAUCCCUUCAGAUGUGGAGUUAAUCCUCUCUAUUCCUAUAAGCCCUUUCCGUGCUGUAGACCAUAUUUUAUGGCAUUGGGAUAGCAAAGGAAGAUUUUCGAUAAAAUCUACUUAUCAUGUGGCCCAGGGUCUGAAAGCUGAAAUCUCUGUAGGGGAUCUUCCUCCUCUGAUAUAUGCUCCUAUCCUUGGGCUCCAUCAGCCUCCCUCGAAGGCUUGUCUUUUUAUUUGUUCUGCUUGGGUUAUAUGGAACAAUCAGAAUAACUUUCUCCAUAACCAAAGAAGCAGAGAUGCUGCUGAGACAAUGUCUUUUGUGUGCUCUUAUGUUCAAGAGCUGUCAGCGUUGGCUACUAGGGCCUCCUUGCCUACCCAAGCCCGUGUCCCAACCCAGAGUGGUUGCUGGCAGCCACCAUCUUUGAAUGGUUUUAAGCUGAAUGUUGAUGGUGCUGUCUUUGCUGCGGACCAAUCCAUUGGGAUUGGGGGUGUCUUGCGAGACCAUAAGGGGGAGGUGUUUAUGUCAUUUGUUGAAGUCAUUUAUGGAAAGUUUGGGCCAAUUAUUGCUGAAGCCUUUACAGUCCUUCGUGGGAUGCAGUUGAGUGGAGAGGCUGGGUUUAGAGAUUUCGUGGUGGAGUCGGAUUCUUCAAUUUUUAUCACUGCUAUCUCCUCUGACUCGCACCAGCUUUCAGUGUAUGGCCAUCUUGUUGAUGCUGUUCGUGAUGUGCCUAGGUCUAUGGGGUGUGUGUAUUUUCAAUUUGCAAACCGUUUAUGUAAUUCUGUUGCUCAUACUCUUGCUAGGAAUGCGCAAGUGUUGGGGCCUUUUAGAGUCUGGUUAGAAGACUUCCCACCUUGUAUAGGCCCUGCUCUCCUGAAAGAUGUUUCAUCUUUCUUUUCUGAUUCUUAA